UGUGUCCACAGUAAUCAAUAAUAACUUCAAGGUUCGGUUGAUGUUCUCGGCGUGUUGGAGAGAAACUUCUGUCCUGCCCCCUCAUCCACAGCUCGACUAUCGGCUCUGCAGCCUGGACAGGUCCCGCCUGUUGGGCGUGUUCGACGGUUCGGUAGUCGACUGGCUAUCCUUGUGAUCUGCUAACAGCUAGCAGUAGUUUAGAGGAGUUAUAGACAGAGGUUUAACUGUCACGUUAGUACUAAAUAAACCGGGAAAUACCUGCUCAGAGCGCCGCGUUGGAGUCAAGGGCUGAGGAGGUUCAGAAUAAUGACCUACAGCAGAAGAGUUUCCCCAUAAGAGGAGACUGGAGCAGGGAGGAGGAGGAGAGAGGAUGGAGCAGGACCACAGCCUCCUGCUGGAUGAGGAGGCGUGCGCCCUCCUGGGGGUAACCCAGAGGUCAGAGGUCGUCUUCCAGUGGCUGACCAACCUGAAGCACCUCCUGCCUGCUACAACCCGGGUGGAGGUGAAGGCAAACCAGGUGCGUCUGGUGAACCAGCUCCAGGCGGUUCUGACCGGCUCCCCUGGCCCGCCCACCCGCUGCCUAUUGGCCCACUGCCUGGCCCUGCUGUACCGCCUGGGAGACCCCCUCUCAGCCGGCCAAUCGGUGGACAUGUGCAACGCCAUCAUCCGCAGCAAGGACGACGCCCCCUCCAGCCUCCCCACCAGACUUGCUGCGAUAGCCUGUCUGGGCUCUCUGUAUGAGCAGCUGGGCCGGACGUUGCUCCACUCCUUCAAAGACUCGCUGGUGAACCUGCUGAAGGCCUUCAGGAAUGCUGAGUCCCAGGGCCGGUAUGAGAUCCUGCUGGCGGUGGAGCGGGCCCUGCGGGGGUUGGGUUCCGGCCCCGCCCCGUGCCACCGGGAGAUCUACAAGGUGGCCCGGGCCUCCCUGACCGACCGCUCCCUGGGGGUCCGCUGGGCCGCUGCCAUGUGUCUGUUAGAGCUGCAGCGCGAGGCAGUCUUCCUCUGGUCCUCUGAGCUGCACAACAUGGCCACUCUAUGCUGCAGGGCCUUCCAGGGCUCCACCUAUCAGGUGCGAGUGGGCGUGGCCAGACUGCUGGGCACCCUGCUGGCCGCCGCCCUCCAGCCACGGCAGCCAAUCGCGGCGGUGCAGCCGGGGGGCCGGGGCCGGACCCUGGAGGAGGUGAUGGACGUGCUGACGGCCGGGUUCCUGAGGGGCGGGGCCAGCUUCCUGCGGGCCAGCGGAGACAUGCUGAAGGGAACCAGCUCCGUGGGCAAGGACGUCCGCAUGGGCGUGGCCCAGGCCUGCGUGGUGAUGGUGUCCACCAUGGGGAGCUCCUGGCUGGAGGGCAGCCUCCCCGGGCUGCUGGGCCUCCUGGCGCCGCUCGCCCACCAGCCCCGGGCCGCCCACAGCCCCGCCUCCUCGGCCUGCACGCGGGGCUGCCUCUCCUACAUCCUGCGCUCCGUCCUGGGCCCGCUGCUGGGGGAGAAGGCCCUGGCCAACGCCGCCAGGCACGUCUGCCUGGCCGUGCACACAGCAGCACUAGACAGCGGUUCUCCAGAAGGGGUUCAGGGUCACAUCAUGCUGGAGUGCUAUCUGCUGGAGCUGGCCCGGGUCCUCCGCAGCCUCGGCUCCACCGCCGCCCCCCUCAUCACAGACCCCUGCACAGCCCUCCUAGACACCGUGGUCUCCGUCCUACUCCACCCGGCGGCGCCAGCGCGGCUGGCCGCCGCCUGGUGCCUCCGCAGCGUUGCCAUGGCGAUGCCCUCCCAGCGCUGCGUGCUGCUGGACAGGUGCGCCGAGCGCCUGGCGGCCCUAAAGUCGUCCCCGGAGGCCGUGUCCGGGUACAGUGCCGCUGUCGCCGCCCUGCUGGCCGGAGCCCAGCACUGCGCCCUGGGCCUUCCCCACAGCAAGGCCAAGCUGGUCCUGGGCGUGGCCGAAGACCUCCUGCGCUCGGCCAAUCAGAACAGUCGCCUGUCCCUGCAGAGGACUCAGGCUGGCUGGCUGCUGCUGUCUUCACUCUGCACCCUGGGUGCGGCGGUGCUGGAGCAUCACCUGGGCCGCGUGCUGCUGCUGGUCAGGUGUGUGUUCCCCCCCUCCGUCAGGGAGCAGGACAUGGAGCUGCACCGUGGGGACUGCUUCACCUGGCAGGUGACCCUAGAGGGCCGGGCCGGGGCGCUCUGCGUGUUGAAGAGCCUGCUGCUGCACUGCAGAGAGCUGCUGACCGAUGACAUCAUCUCCCGCCUGCUCACACCGCUGGCCUGCGCCGUGGCGCUGCUCGCAAAGUGCUCCUCUCUGAACCGUUCCUAUGGGCCCCCCCUCCGCCCCUGGGCGGUCCUGUACAGAUUGAGGCUGUACCAGGUCCUGGCCCUGCUGCCCCCCCACACCUACCAAGAGAGCUACGGCGUGGUGAUGAAGGAGCUGCUCAGCGACCUGUCCGGCCCGGAGAACGCCACCCAGCCGUGCUCCGACCUCACCCUGCUCCCCGCCCUCUGUCACCACGACGACCUGAUGCUGUUGGGCCCCGCCUUCGGCCCCUUGGGCCGCGGCUCCAUCGAGGAGAGGCUCCAUAGCAGCGGUGUGGGAGGCGGUAACCUUGACAACGACCCCUUCUCCCUCUGCGACGGGGGGGAGGACUCCCCGGCCCCCCUCCCUCCGGCCGUGGCGCUGACAGCUGCCGCCGUCCAGCUGUUUGGAGAGCUGUUCCCCCAGGUCAUCACCGCGCACAGGCUGCAGAUCCUGGAGCAGUUCUCCCGCUCGCUGAGCCAGCUGAAGGGACAGAAGCAGCAGACGGUCCAGACCCACGUGUGUGCCGCCCUCUGCAGCCUGCUGAAGCACCUGGGCAGCAGCGGCCUCAGCCUGGGACCGGAGGAGCUGCGGGCCCCAGCGCUGGCCCUCUUGGUCGGGGCUCUGGAGAACUCGAGUCCCCUGCUGCGCUGUGCGGCCGCCGAGGGCCUGGCCCGACUGGUGCAGGCCGUCAACGACCCUGGGUUCACACACACACUGUCUGUGGCCUGUCUGGAGAGGCUGCGGUCGGGGAGGGAUGCGGUGGCGCGGAGCGGCCACGCCCUGGCCGUGGGGGCGCUGUACCGCUACGUGGGCGGAGUCCAAUCGCCCCAACACCUCACUUCCUGUCUGGGGGUCCUCAACACCCUGGCCCAGGACACCAGCUCACCUGAGCUCCAGACGUGGUGUGUGUACGGUGUGUGUGUCCUCCUAGACGUGCCCAGCGGGGGGGGCGUGUGUGUGUCGGUGUGUGAGCCGUCGGUCGGCCUCCUGGUGCAGCUGCUGCUCUCCUCCCCCCCCUCCCCCCCCGGCCUGCCCCACGCCCUCGGACGCCUUCUGCACGCGCUCACUAGCGCCCUGGGACCCGAGCUACAGAGUGCGCGGCCUGCGGUGUCCGUGCUGCGGGCCAGCUGUGUGUUGGCCUGCUGGAUGCUGCAGACCAGCCCGGACCCCCUGGUCCAGUCCCAGCUGGUCUCCUGCCUCCAGAACCUCUACCUGUUCUGCCCCGCCCACAUCCACCUGGAGCGCCUGGUACCGCUGCUCUGUGAGAUGUUGUUGGACAGCUCCGUGCUGGUGGGUGUGUGCUGCUCCUACGUGUGUGUGCGUGGCUCGGUGCUGUCGUGUGUCAGACAGCUGGCCCAGCGUGGGGCUCUGCAGGUGGCCCAGCACGCGGUGGGCCUGGUGAAGGAGCUGCACCGUAGGGACCACUCCCAGCUAGAGCUGACCCUGAAGGAGGUGGGCCUGGAGGGGGCUCUGUUCCUGCUGCUGGACCAGGAGCAGGAGGAGGCGAUCAGGAGGGACGUCCAGGAGACCCUGGUCCACCUCCUGGUCUCGGGGGUCCAGAGGGGGAGGCUGCUGCACUGGAUCAAGCUCUGCAAGGACGUCCUGUCUGCCUCCUCCGACUCGGGCGCGGUGGAGCCGGAGGAGGAGGGGGGUGACGACUGGGCGGUGUUCCGGGCGGUCCCGCAGGGGGCGGGGCCCUUCAGCGCCCUGGGCUGGCGGACGCGGGGCUUCGCCACGCGCUGCGUGGGCCGGCUGCUGGAGCUGAGCCAGAACGCCGGCCCCGCCCACUUCAACAUCACCCUGGCUCAGGAGCUACGGCAGGUCCAGACCGAGGACUUCCUGGUGCUCCACCUGGGAGAGCUGGUGCGGAUGUCCUUCAUGGCGGCCACCGACUCCAGCGACGCGGUGCGUCUGUCCGGGCUCCAGGCCCUGCUGCUCAUCAUCAGGGCCUUCUCCUCCUCCCCGGAGCCCGAGUUCCCCGGACACAGCCUGCUGGAGCAGUACCAGGCCAACGUCGGGGCGGCCCUCAGACCAGCCUUCUCAGCCGACGCCCCCCCUGAUGUCACGGCCAAGGCCUGCCAGGUGUGCAGCGCCUGGCUGUCCAGCGGGGUCGUCAGCGACCUGCGGGACCUGCGCCGCGUCCACCAGCUCCUCGUCUCCUCAUUGGCCAAGCUCCAGGGGGGGCGGGACCGGCCCAGCCCGCUCUACAACGAGGCCGCCGUCACCAUGGAGACGCUGGCGGUGCUCCAGGCCUGGGCGGAGGUGUACAUCGUGGCGGUGCAGAGGCAGGGCGACGCCCCCGGGCCGGAGGACCCGACCAAUGAGGACUCGGGGUCUGUGUCCGUGGGGGCGGACCUACUGGAGCUGGUCCAAUCAGAUCUCCCGACGCUGAGCCGGCUGUGGCUGGCAGCGCUGCAGGACCACUCCGCUCUGAGCCUCCCCCAGGAGGACGCAGCUCAGCUCCCCGCUGCCGGAGGAGUGUUCUUCACGGCGGAGACGAAGCAGCAGGCCAGGAGUCACUACACCUCCUGCUGGGCCCCCAUCCUCCACGCCUCGGCCCUCUGGCUGCAGAGCACCGGUUUUGUGAUGUCAGAGGAGGAGCCAGCCCACCUGUCUCGCCCGGCCACGCCCACCUCCAUGGGUCAGAGGGACUCUGGGGGCGGAGCCAAGAGCCAGGAAGACAUCGGCACGGACAGACUGAACCUCAUCCUGGGCGUUAGUGUGGCGUUCCUGUGCUCGCCCCAUUCUGAGGACCAGAUUGAGAACAUCACUUCCUGUCUGCGGGCGCUGCAGGCUCUGCUCAGCGUGGGCUGGCCUCGCGCCAAAGUAGGAAACGACCAGGUGCUCAGCGUGGAGCUGGUGAGUGUGCUCCACCGCGUCAUGGUGACCAGGGAGGGGGCGGAGCUCCAGCCGGCCGUGCUCCAGCUGGUCCAGCAGAUCGUCCGCGCCGCGCAGGAACACGUCCGCGAGAAACGCUACAGCGCCGAGGUGGACGACGGCGCCUGUGAGAAGGAGAACCUUCCGGAGUUCGGGGAGGGGCGGGACACGGGGGGGCUGGUCCCGGGCCGCUCCCUGGUCCUGGCCGCCCUGGAGCUCUGCCUCCACGUCCUGCUGCGCAAGAUCCCCCGCCUCAGCCCCGCCCUCACCGGGACCCCCGCCGCAGGGGGUCCCGGGGGCCCCGGGGGCCCGCUGGUUCUGAGCGGUGAGGACUGGCUCCUGGUGGCCUCAGCCCUGGACAUCCUGUCUCACCUCCCGUCUAUCUGCUCCCCUGAGGGAAGUGUUUCAGUCCUUCCGUCUCUCCUCUUCCUGUUGCUGGGUGUCCUUCGGGAGCUGCUGCAGCCCAACAUAAACACUGCCCCCCAGCAGAGGGCGCUGCAGGCUCUCCAGGGGGUGGUCUCCAGCCCGUUGGGUCGUCAGGAGAAGAGCCGGGGGGGCUGGACCCUCCUGCUGGGGGCCGCCCUGAACACGGUGCUGGACACCUGGGGGAACGCUGUGGACCAGGUGGGGGUUCUCCGGGUCCUGACUGUGUUCCUGGUCUCUGCUGGUCCUGAGGUGGUCCUGGUCCAGCCCGUCCUGGGCUCCUGCCUCAGAAGAUACACACGAGCCCUGCACUCUAAGGACCCCCUGGUGGUGAGUGUGUGUCUCCAGAUGUUGACCACUGUGUUCCAGACCCAGUCGGGGGUGGCGGCCCCCUACAUUCGUACCCUGGGACCCCCCUUGCUCCGCUACCUGCAGGGGGCGGAGCGGAGGCGUCUGGAGACGCCUCCGCUCCGCCCCCUAGUGGACAACCACAGAUGUCGCAUCGGCCUAGGGGCGGAGCGGCGGCGUCCCCAGACCCCGGGGGAGCUGCAGGGGGUUCUGGAGGCUCUGCGGGCCAUGGAGGCUCUGGUGUCAGCCUCCGACCCCACCAACCGUCCCCAGCUCAUGGCCGUCUUCCUCCCCAUCCUCAUCUCCUUCCUGAUGGAUGAAAACGCCCUCGGCUCCGCCCCUUCCGCAUCGCGGGCGCUUCAUGAGUCGGCGCUGAAGGACCUCAUGCGCCUCGGGCCCCAGUCUCCAUCCGUCUUCAGGUCUCUGAUGUCUUCGUCUCCUCAGCUGAAGGCCAGACUGCAGGCGGCCAUUCAGGGGAACCAGGAGAGCCUCAACGCUAAGGCUAGCGCUGCCGCUAACAGGACCAGCAAGACCUCUCCCAGUAUUACGCUCAAGACCAACUUCCUGUAA
Gadus chalcogrammus (walleye pollock) is the source of this 6505-nucleotide messenger RNA. It is a transcript of the gene heatr5a, whose product is annotated as HEAT repeat containing 5a. Gene Ontology annotation, biological process: retrograde transport, endosome to Golgi; intracellular protein localization; endocytosis. The record is from RefSeq and is a predicted model, not a curated record. Lineage: Eukaryota; Metazoa; Chordata; Actinopteri; Gadiformes; Gadidae. The transcript is spliced from 43 exons. Bases 371 to 6505 code for a protein of 2044 amino acids. Gene Ontology annotation, cellular component: membrane; Golgi apparatus; endocytic vesicle.